Molecule: messenger RNA, 2559 nt
Organism: Lachancea nothofagi CBS 11611
Lineage: Eukaryota; Fungi; Ascomycota; Saccharomycetes; Saccharomycetales; Saccharomycetaceae
Source: the annotation of a GenBank genome assembly
AUGGCAAGUGUGAAUGCCAACGAGCCUCGACCAGAAACAAAUUCACUGAGUCCACAAUUAUGGCUUAGGCGGAGUAACAGAGAUGGACUGGUCUUAGUCGAGAGGUCGUCGCCAAGAUUUGAAGACGAUCAUGAAGACAACGCAAUUCAAGAAUCAACACGGCAGAAUUUAAAACGAAUUUUUCGGAGGACCACCAGCUAUAUUUCCAGACCAAAGCCGCGCAGAGGCUCCGAUUUGUUAGGCCCUUUGACAUACAAUCAAUCCUUUCUGUGCAGGAGUUUUCAUGAAGGUCAGCAAGGCCAUCAAGGUCCCCGAUGGGACCACGAUUAUUUAAGGAGACUUUACACCAAAUUUGAAAACGGAAUCUGCUUAACUAAAGUGACUCGCAAAAAGCAGGUUGACUACGUUUUUUACGUGAAAAGCGGAAUCCUUCAUUGGCGUGAUGCGAAAAGUAUAGAUCUCGACUCCAUCAAAGACGUGAGGACGGGAGAAAUGGCGAAAAACUAUAUUGACGACUAUAGAGCUUCUCCCUCUGCGGCUCGCUUUUGGGUUACUAUUAUAUACCAGGUAGCUACCAAAUUCCGACCGCUGCAUCUAGUGGCCCAUAAUCAGGAGGAUUACGAAUGUUUAUACGUCGGAAUUGUGAGUAUUGUUGAUUCUAGGCACAAUCUGAUGAGAAGCUUAUCAAACCCUGAGGAUGAGAUGUUCGCUAAUGUACAUUGGCGUGCUAAUGUGCCCGAUGAAAAGGCUGCCAAUGAUGUCGAUGUGCUUUCAUUCCAGGACGUCAAAGAUUUGUGUGCUAAAUUCAAUAUAUUCUGCUCAAGCAGUCAUUUGCGGAAACUGUUUGACGCUGCUGACAUUAAUUGUAAUGAGCUUUUGAGUUUCACGGAGUUUCAAAGUUUUGUUCAAAGGUUAAAAAGACGAGAAGAACUACUCAGACUUUGGCACAAAAUCACUAAGGGUAAAGACGAACUGCAAUAUGAAGACUUUCUUGAGUUUCUUACAAACGAGCAACAUGAAGUGCAGGAUCUGCGAAAAUCAGUGAUUGAUUUUGAUAGGUUCCGUCUUUCUAACAACACAUUGAGCCUGGAAGGAUUUCAGAAGUACUUGACAGCGCAGCCGUAUUUGGAAGACAAUAUUACCGAUUAUUCCCUUCCAAUUAACAAAUACUUUAUUUCGUCAUCGCACAACACAUAUCUCCAAGGCAAGCAGCUUGGAGAAUCGCCCACGGUCGAAGCUUAUGUUCAUGCUUUGCAGCAAGGGUGCCGCUGUAUAGAAAUUGACAUUUGGGACGGAGAAGAAGGCCCUGUGGUCUGUCAUGGUAAGUUGACGGGUUCUUUGCCCUUGAGAAACAUAAUCAAAGUGGUUCGCAAGUAUUCCUUUAUCACUUCACCGUAUCCGCUAGUCAUAUCCCUGGAGAUCCAUUGCAAGCUGGAAAACCAGAUCGCUAUCGAAACUAUACUACACAAGGAACUAGGUGAUAAAAUUUACGUUGGUACUCAAAACGAUGUGCUGCCAUCCCCGGCAGAACUCAAGCACAGGUACCUCCUGAAGGUAAAGAAGUCGAAGAGAAUGACCAGGACUUCACAGGACGAAGAUUCUAUUUCUUCUUCAUCUACAAGCUCUUCAUAUGAUUCGGAGUUCGAAUCAAGCAACAAGCGUGGGAGGAGAUUAAGUAUCUCGAAAAAAAUGCAUGUUGUGGAUAGCCUCGUAUCAAUUUCAGUGGUUCACGGACUCAAAUUUAGGAAUUUCUCGUUGCCGGAGUCGAAAACUCUCAACCACUGUUUCUCCUUGAAUGAGAAGAAGCUUGAAAACUUGAUAAAGAAGGAUGAAACCCAGAAACUGGCGAUUGGAAAGCACAAUCGGCGGUUUCUCAUGCGGGUGUACCCGCAUGCUCUCAGGUACAAGUCUUCAAACUUUAACCCAAUCAAAUUUUGGGAACUCGGCGCUCAAAUGGUGGCUACUAAUUGGCAAACCUACGAUCUAGGCCAGCAGCUCAAUAAAGCAAUGUUUCAAUUGCCACUGGAUGAGGGACCGCUGUGGCAUUCUGGGUACGUUUUAAAGCCAGAUUACAUGUUGAACGAUGUUAACAAGGCGAGCGAUAUUCAGGCCACGUACGUGGCUCUGAGAAAGAAAAAAAUCGUAGUUAAAGUGGAGGUACUGUCAGCGCAAAUGCUGCCGAGACCUAAAGACCUCAAGCAGAAACAGUCUGCGUUGAGUUUUGGCGUGAGAUUAAAUGUUUACGGUACUAGGAUCCUGCGACCAUUAGAGGUUAUGAAUGGAAUCGUGAACUCGGAGACGUCGGGAUCGACGCAUGGUUGCCGGGAUAAUGGUUUCAGUCCCAUUUGGGAAACCAAAUUCAAGAUCAUUUUAGAAGAUAACUUUUUCAAUUUCCUUCAGUUCAAAGUCAGAACUGGCGACCUCGAACUUGCCAGCUGCUGUUUGAAGCUAGGCUAUCUCCGAAGAGGCUUCAGGCACGUUCCACUUUACAGUGAUAGCGGUGAACGAUACAUAUUUUCAACGCUAUUUAUCAGGAUUCAAUACGAUUACAUAGAGUGA